CGAUCUGUUCAGGGGCGGAGCGGCUCCCUGAGACCUGGGAGGACACAGCCAUUUUCCGAAGAGCCUCAGGGGAUGCAGGCCUUGCUUUGAGGGUUCUGAGGCUCAUGGUGAAGGUGCUACAGCAGCGUUACUUUUAGUCCCUUCCUUUCAUUGACCUGCCCCAGCCUGCGGCAAGCGGUUUGCAAGGAUAAUUGGAGGAUUGCGGAGCCCAGAUAGGAAGUGGCCCUGGCAGGUGAGCCUGCAGACCAGCAACAGACACAUCUGCGGAGGCUCCCUUAUUGCCAGGCGCUGGGUGCUUACUGCCGCCCACUGCAUCUCUGGGUGAGUGGGGCUCAGAGCUUGGGCCCUGAUCAGGCUGCGGGAACUGGAGCCAGUCUGUCCCCCUUCCUGAACCUCCUCUUCCUCAUCUGUAAAAGGGGGUGACAGCCCCAUAGUUUUUAUCCAGUCUGGGUGAGACCUGAUGAUUAGCAUUUCUAACAAGUUUCCAGGUGCUGCUGCUGCCGCAGCUGAUCAGGGACCCACCGGCUAAAGUGGUCAGGGGUCCUGGAGGGAUGUGGUUUGGAGAGAGGGAGGUAGCUGCUGGCUGGCAUAGGAAGAUGGUACCAGGCGGGAAGCACCUGGAAGGUGUGGAAGCAGAGUGUAGACCCUGGAGGAUCUUCCUGCAGUCAUCUGGAAUACACAGUGAAGCUGGGAGACACAAAUGUGCAUCAUCGCUCCAAAACAGCACUUGUAGUCCCAGUUCGUGACAUUGUUAUCCACCGAUAUUUUACGUCUUCUGGAAUAAUUGAAAAUGACAUUGCCCUUGCUCUGCUUCACUUCCCUGUGAAUUACUCCACGCACAUCCAGCCUGUGUGCCUCCCUGAACAGGCUUUCAUGGUACAAGCUGAUACGAAGUGCUGGGUGACAGGAUGGGGCAAAGUGAAUGAAACAGCACUACCCGGAUUCGUUUUUGCUGAGUGACUGGGGAUCGCGAGAGCCGCCUCAGGUCUCUGCUGGCACACCGGGUUCCGGCCAACACCAGGACCAGGGCGCAGCCGCCGCCAGGCAUGCUGACUGUGCCCAUGGCGUCCCAGGAUGGCCUACGCAGGGGCCGUGGAGGCACACGCCUGAGCCUCCAUUUCCUGAUCUGGCUUCAGCUUCUUCAGCCCCUGCUCAGUGAGCCAUACCGACCCGAGGAGGAUUCCAGAGUGAACCUGGCAAGCCCAGAAGCCCGGACGCCUCCUGUGCACCUGAAAUUCCCCAAAAUUCCAGAAACCUCUGUAGCUCCAGGGACUUCAGCGCCCGCAGGGCCUCCAGGAUCCUGGGUUACUUCAGCAUCUACAGUGGGAGAAGCCUUGGAAUCCGACGGGAUCUCUGACCUUGGAAGGCAAUUUUCUCAGGCCUGUGGCCACCGUGUUUCAAGGAUAAUUGGAGGAUUGCCAGCCCUAAACAGGAAGUGGCCCUGGCAGGUGAGCCUCCAGACCCAGGACAAACACCUCUGCGGAGCCUCCCUCAUCGACAGGCGCUGGGUGCUCACUGCCGCCCACUGUGUCUUUAGUGAUUUGGAAUACAAGGUGAAGCUGGGAGACACUAACUUGAAUGCUGGUUCCGAAAACGCACUGGUGAUCCCUGUUAAAGACAUCAUUUUUCCUAGCAAUUUUGAUUUUGCCAGUUUGACAAACGACAUUGCCCUUGCUCUGCUUGCCUACUCUGUGAAUUAUUCCUCACACAUCCAGCCUGUGUGCCUCCCCAAAGAACUUUUUGAAGUGGAAACUGGGACAGAGUGCUGGGUGACUGGAUGGGGCCGAGUGUCAGAGAGUGUUUCAGGAUCAGGGCCAUUUGUUCUUCGGGAGGCUGAGCUAAACAUUCUGCGUCAUGAGCAAUGUCGUGAGAUGAUCAAGAAGAAGAGUGUAGCCAAGAGUAAAAUGGUCACGAGGGGGACCGUCUGUGGCUAUAAUGACCAAGGGAAGGAUUCCUGUCAGUGACUAUCUUUCUUUUUCCAGGGAGAUUCUGGGGGGCCCCUGGUCUGUGAAUUAAAUGGCACAUGGUUCCAGGUGGGGAUUGUGAGCUGGGGUG
Molecule: messenger RNA, 2055 nt
Organism: Chlorocebus sabaeus (green monkey)
Lineage: Eukaryota; Metazoa; Chordata; Mammalia; Primates; Cercopithecidae
Source: RefSeq, a predicted model, not a curated record